Molecule: messenger RNA, 1612 nt
Organism: Hemicordylus capensis (graceful crag lizard)
Lineage: Eukaryota; Metazoa; Chordata; Lepidosauria; Squamata; Cordylidae
Product: pulmonary surfactant-associated protein C-like
Exons: 5
Coding region: 34-603 (189 amino acids)
Biological process (GO): respiratory gaseous exchange by respiratory system
Cellular component (GO): alveolar lamellar body; extracellular region
Source: RefSeq, a predicted model, not a curated record
AAGAGGAACGCCAAGCAGCAAGAGACUGACAGGAUGCAGACCAGCAGCAAGGAGGCCCUUCUGGCGGAGGCCCCACCGGAUUAUUCAGCAUCUCCCAGGCUCCCUGGACUGCCUUGCAAGAAGAUGCUGAUUGUCGUGGUGGUGGUGGUGGUGAUCGUUCUGGUUGUCCUGGGAUUCCUUCUGAUGGGGCUGCAUAUAUCGGAGAAGCAUACGGAAACGGUCCUGCAAAUGACCAUUCAAGGUCUGGAUGGGAAGACCUCCCCACAACACCUUUCCAUGAGCCGGAAGGAACAGGUGGCAACGUUCCAAGUCAACGGGAACCUUAACUCUUCUGCCACGGUGGUGUACGACUACAGUAAUCUCCUGAUCGGCUACAGAUCCUGGCCAGGACAAUCCUGCCACGUCACCAGGAUGAACAAGGAGGACAUCCAGGGUCUGGAGGCUGUGGCCAAGGUGUUCCAGCAGGCCCAGACCAAGCUUCUCAAACCAUCCCUCAAACAGAGCGAAGAGGAAGGAGGACACCCUGCGCCACUGGCCGACCGUUCAGCCCUGGGCACCACCCUUAACAUCCUUUGCAGCCACCUCCCUGUCUACUGGGCUUAGAGGAGGGGGGUGGCCGAGAGGACCGACAGAUGAAAUCAGACCAAAUGCACCCCUCAGCUGUGAUGGGCCGGAUUUCCCGAGACAACGAUGCUCCUGAGGGGCACAGAGAGAUUCCAGCGAUGACUUCUGGGAAGCGAGCACAAAAUCCCAAAUGCAGCACUCAAAGCUUUGGCAGAGCCCCAGCCUCUGGGUCCAGAAGUCAUCGCCAGCCAAUUUCCAAGCCUCUCCCAGCACCAAGCCAAACACCAGACUCAUGCUCUGUAUCUGCUGCUGAACUAGAGAGACAGGGUGCCCGAAUGUUUUCGUGCAUGCGCUCACAGAAGGAGCAUCUCUGGGCUCUAAAUGCUGCCAGCUUUGCAUGUGCAGGAAGUCUUGUUUAUACCAGGGACCAUUCAGACAUCCAACCCAUCACCUGUAAUAUAAAGUGGUAUAGUCCAGCAAGGAAUGCAUUCCCUGAGGCUGAGCUCUAAGGAUCAAGCUAUACAUUGCAUUCAGCACAAAGUGUCACCUUGAUUGUUUUUAGUUAAAUAACAGUGGGGCAGGGUGGGGGUGGGGACAGCUUGACCAUGCAGGGAAGGGGUACUGAGCCCUUUCCCUCUGUACCAUUGAGGCAGACUCAGGUAGUGGUCAAGAAAUGGUUAAAGGGUCUGUGUUACCAAACGGCCUUAAUUGCAAAUUGCUGAAUGCACCGUAAAUCUGUCCUCUGCUGGAAUGCAAGCAAAGAGGCCCCUUUGGUAUCUCCAGAUAACAGAGGCGCUGGCUAAGGACACCUUCAAGGCCAAUAGCUGAGGGGAGUAGAGGUUGGAACAAGAUGAAGGAGGGGAGGAAUGCUCGAUUAUAAGCUAGAGAAAUAUUGCCUAAUUGUAAUAAUAGCAAUGAUUAUAAUAAUUGUAAAAUGACGAUUAAGUGAUGCCAACCAAUGAGGAAUGUAUCCACUGAAUGUAAUUAAGAUGGGUAUAAGAGCUGAAGCUGGAAUGUGAUCGGUGCUCAGCUUUUUGGGAAUUAUCCC